AUGAAUAUCAACCAAGAUAAUAGGUUUGAUCGAGUUAGGGAUGAGUUGUACAUAUCUUUAGGGAUGGCAUCGGACGAUAGUUUGUUGAAUGAAUACGAAUGGGUCGAUGUUGAUUCUCACGGCAAUUUCAACAAUGCUGUGCACUUAGAUGAUGAUGAUGAAGAUGAAGAAGUCGAUGGAGAAUAUCACGGAGAAGCUAACGAUGAUGGAGAGCAGGUUUUAGGAAAUGAGUUAGAGUUAUGUGAUGUUGAUCGCGAAAUGGACAAUGAAUUCACUGAAGAGGAUGUGGUUUUAGAACAUGCACGACUGAAAGGAUUCCCCGUCGUCAAAAGAAAUUCCAACAAGAAGGGUGGUGGCAAUGCCAGGUACAUAACUUACUAUUGUGAUAGGGCUAGGAUUCGCAAAACCAAGUUUACCACCAAGAGUAACAAUUGUAAAGCUAGGCUAGCUGCUGUUUUGGAUGAUUCUGGUUGUUGGCGCGUCUCUAAGGUCGUUCACGAUCACAAUCAUGAUUUGCUCCCAUCCAUAUCGCGCCCGAUGGCUGGACAUAGGUCCGUUUGUGAUUCUUUGAAGACGGAUCUUGUAGCACACGAUCGAUUUGGCAUUAGACCCUCCAAGAAUAUUAGACUUGCUGAGGUUCAACGUGGUGGACCGCGAAAUUUGGGUUGCACUACAAAGGAUUGUAGAAACUUUAUUUUGAAGAGUAGCAAUUUUGAAAUGCAAGAAGGGGACGCACAGUCGCUGCUCAACUUUUUUCAUGAAAUCCAGGUAAAGGAUAGGGAGUUCUUCUAUUCAAUCGACGUUGAUAAUAUUAGUAGGCUGCAAAAUAUGGUAUGGGUGCAUUCACACUGUAAGGCAGCGUAUGAGAAAUUCUAUGAUGCGAUAUGCUUUGAUACGACGUACCUUAUGAAUCGAUAUAAUACGCCAUGUGCUACAUUUGUUGGCAUCAAUCACCAUAGGCAGUCCAUCUUACUAGGAUGUGCUCUCAUGUCUCAUGAAGAUAUCAAUAGUUACAAAUUAGUUUUUAGAACUUGGCUUGAUGCCAUGGGAAAUGUUCAUCCAGAUGCGAUCAUAACUGAUCAGUGUCAGAGCAUUAAGGUAGCCAUUACUGAAGUGAUGCCAAAUACAAUACAUAGGUAUUGUAUUUGGCAUAUAUUCUCAAAGUUUUCUCUUUACUUAAGUGGUGUUCGUCCUUCUAAAAUUGCACGUGGAGAAUUUAAAUCAAUGGUCCUUGAUAGCAUUACUGUUGAAGUUUUUGAGAGAAAAUGGACAGAAUAUAUUGCAAGGUAUAAUUUUCAUACAAGGAAUUGGUUCAACAAGCUUUACUCUGAGAAGGAAAAAUGGGUUCCUGUGUACCUUGAUGUGUAUUUUUGGGCUGGUAUGCUAUCUACGCAAAGAAGUGAAGGGAUGCAUGCGUUCUUUGAUGGAUAUAUUACCCGUCAAAGCACUCUUAGGAUGUUUGUUCACCAGUCUGAGUUAGCUAUAAGAGCUAAGCAUGAGAAAGAGUUGGAAGCGGAAUACAGGUCAAAGGGCUUUCAAAUUGUGUGCGAGUCAAUGUUCAAGUGGGAGGAGCAGGCAAUUCAGUGUUAUACGCGUACAGUGUAUGAAUUUUUCAAGACACAACUAAGGAAAUUGUAUCAUUGUGAAGUCAGCAGCCCCGACGAUCAUCAAGUUGUCCCCGGUGUUGAGAAAAUCAUCGUUAGUGAUUAUUCAGUUAUAAAGAAAAAUGAUGGAAAUCCAGUUGAGUACACUAUUGAAUAUAUACCUAUCGGCGAUUAUUUUAGCUGCAGCUGCAAAUGGUUUAAGUCUAGGGGGAUACUUUAUUGCCAUAUACUCAAGAUCUUGUCGCACAAGAAGAUUGAUAAAAUUGAUGAAAGGUAUAUACUGACAAGGUAG
Molecule: messenger RNA, 1896 nt
Organism: Nicotiana attenuata
Lineage: Eukaryota; Viridiplantae; Streptophyta; Magnoliopsida; Solanales; Solanaceae
Product: protein FAR1-RELATED SEQUENCE 5-like
Exons: 2
Coding region: 1-1896 (631 amino acids)
Biological process (GO): regulation of DNA-templated transcription
Molecular function (GO): zinc ion binding
Source: RefSeq, a predicted model, not a curated record